Molecule: messenger RNA, 2589 nt
Organism: Trichomycterus rosablanca
Lineage: Eukaryota; Metazoa; Chordata; Actinopteri; Siluriformes; Trichomycteridae
Product: piggyBac transposable element-derived protein 4-like
Exons: 2
Coding region: 495-1781 (428 amino acids)
Source: RefSeq, a predicted model, not a curated record
UUUUUCAUUCGCCCCGCCCUCACACGGACACGGCUGAGACAGUCGACUGGAUAACAACACAGAAAGAGAAAUUCUGUCAGUGAAAUAAGAUGGAUGGAGACAAGGCUCAAUAUUCACGCCUUAUGGAGUCUCUGAAGAGGAGACGGCGGCUAGGCCCUGACGAGCUUAGACUUAUUGCUGAACAUGACAGCGAUGAAGAUCAUGAAGGCAUGACCAUUGAAGAGGAGGACUUCAUGGACAUGGAGCUCCUGGAUGAAGGGGAAGAAGAGGAUGAAGAGGAGCAAGAUGAGCAGAGGGAUCAACCAACAACCUCCUAUCGGUAAAUGCAUGUAUUCCAAUAGUGUGUAUUUGUAAAUGUGUGUGUGUACAUAUAUGCUGACAAUAAAUGUCAGCAUUUGCAUCCACACACACAAUCAGGGCUGCCAACAAAAAGUUAAAAUUAACAAAAGAGUACAAACUGAGAUUAUGAUUUUUACUAAUGUUUGCUUUCUUUUAUGGGUUUGGUUAGUCUUUCUUGUCCCAUGUCAGGUAGGAAGCGGAAACGCUUUCCUGACUCUGUAUCCUUUCCUUCCUAUGCUGAUGUAGACACAGAAGCACCAAAGCCCAUACCAUUUAAUCCCUCUCGUCCAGUAGGCAUAGAUCUGGGAAGUGUGCGUAGGGCUGUACGGUCAGCCACAAGUACCUUGCGUGAAAUAGACUUCUUUAAGUUGUUUUUCACGUACACCAUCGUUGCCGAGAUUUGCCAGUUUACAAACUCUAAGGGGUGGGAGCUUGUACUGAAUAGGCCGUCUUAUGCGAACCAUCAUGGGGCAUGGGAAGAAGUGACCCCGGAUGAAUUCUACCGGUUUCUUGGGCUCCUUAUUUACAUGGGUUUCACGUCCCUGCACAGCAUUCACAGAUAUUGGGGAACCAAAUCUCUUCAGGGUUCAUGGGCCAAGUUAUUCAUGUCCCGUGACCGUUUCAAGGAAUUGAUGGCAGCCCUCCAUGUUGUAGAUCCUGCCACAGAAAAUAAUCUUGAUCGUCUUAGGAAGUUGCGUUACCUGAUGGACCACCUCAAAACCAAGUGUCAGCAGCUUUUCCAGGCUAAUGAAAAUCUGAGCAUAGACGAGAGAAUGGUAAAAUCAAAAGGUCGAUCAGGAUUCAAGCAGUAUAUGAAGGGCAAACCUACUCGCUGGGGUUUCAAAUUGCGGGUCAUUGCAACUUCAAAUUCGGGAUAUACCUUAGACUUUGAUGUUUACACAGGCAGUAUUGAUGGGCGCAUAACUGAUUUGGCUAUAAAAGUGAUCGAAGACCUUGUGCAACCAUUUAAAAAUCAAGGUCACACAGUUUGGUUUGACAACUUCUAUACAUCACCAACUGUUAUGGUCCGACUUAAGGAGUGGGGAAUCAAUGCUUGUGGGACAUGUAGGAUUAAUCGUAAGAAAUUCCCAGUGGAUUUCAAAGAUGUCAAGAAAUGGGAGCGGCAAGCUAACCGUGGUGAUAUGAGGUGGUGUAGAAUUGACGGAAAUGUCUUAGUUGUUCAGUGGAAGGACACGCGAGCAGUUACAUGCCUCUCUAAUUUCCACAAUGCUAAUGAUUCAUCAGAGGUUUCUAGGAUGGUAAAGAAUGGUGCCACGUGGGACAGGAAAGUAGUCCGUCAACCAGCUGUAGUAAAGGACUACAAUAAACACAUGGGAGGUGUUGACAGAUCUGAUCAAAUGUUAAACACAUACAAUCUGCUUCAGAAAACUCAAAAGUGGUGGAAAACACUUCUUCCAUUUUGUGGACAUAGCCGUCGUUAAUAGUUUCAUUUUGUUUCAGGACUGGCAUCAUUCCAAUCCAGCAUCACGUUAUGGGUUUAGUUCAGCAGGCUACAGCCAGAUAAACUUUAGGGAAAAUCUGUCGCGCCAACUUGCAGACAUUUCCGUCGAUUCAAUUUUGCCAUCUCAGCUUUCAGUAGCUCCAACCACUUCCUCAUCGUUUUACGUCACCCACAUUCCUCAGAUAGAGCAAGUAUCAAGAAAUUGCUGGCUUUGCUACAAAAAAUUCAAAAAAGAAAAUAAAACAAAGAUUGCAUGCAUGGCUCCUGAGUGCCAAGGUAGAAGAUUUUGUUUAGUUGGCAAUCGAAACUGUUUUCAGUCUUGGCAUUCUAGCAAAGAAGUUCGCAGUUAGACCUACACAGGGCUUCUGUCUUCUACUGUCAGUCCCUCUCAUCUUUCCUCAACCCCUGUGUUUGUGUAUAUGUUCUUUGUUUCUCUUUCUCUUCACAGGUCAAAGUUCAGUGUGCAUUGUUCAUUGGAAGGAGGUAAUUUGAGGUAAUUAUCCAUUGUGCAUUGUCUGUUAAAUAUUUUGUAGUGAAUUUUUGGCAAAAUGGCUUAGAUGAUAUUUGAUAUCCUGUUGCCUCAAAACUGUUUACUGAAUUGUUCAAUGAUUAUCCUGAACAAAUAAUUGCUUUUUCUUGUAUUGUUGAAUUGGAUUAUUUGAGAGUUUGUUUUAUGGAGUGAUGUUCUUCAAUAGUGCUGAACUAUAUUGUAUUGUUGUUUUGAAAUUAUUUAUAGAAUGAGAAGUGUAUAUAAUUCUAAUAAAAAUCUUUAAUGUUUUUGAACUAUA